Molecule: messenger RNA, 1641 nt
Organism: Hydractinia symbiolongicarpus
Lineage: Eukaryota; Metazoa; Cnidaria; Hydrozoa; Anthoathecata; Hydractiniidae
Product: nuclear envelope integral membrane protein 1a-like
Exons: 10
Coding region: 72-1415 (447 amino acids)
Cellular component (GO): nuclear envelope
Source: RefSeq, a predicted model, not a curated record
UCCUUUAAAACAACUUUCGUAUUUGCACACAGUUCAUUCGCAUAUGACAAGCCAAACUUCGCGUUGAGUUUAUGAAAAGUGAGAUCAAAGUCAACAGAUUGGCAACAAUGACAUUGUUAUCCAUUGUUCUUUUUAUUUUAUCGUUUGAAUUUUGUUUGGGUGAGAAUGUAGACUUGCCAGGUAUUUCUAUUAAGCAUGGUAUGAAAUUCACUGUCAAUCAAAGCUUUCUCGGACAAUAUUAUUUUAAGAAGGAAGAUGUAACACUACGAACAAUAUUUGCAUCAGUAAACAUUACCUGUCGUGCAGAGAAGCGCUUUGAAUUUUCAUCGGAAUACGAAUAUGAAGAUAAAGCAAUUUAUUUUUUAUGGAAGAGGUUAUUAUUUUUACAAAGCAGCAGGUUCCACUUUAUUUCGAAAAGAAUCUCACCGUUUGAAGACUUUUAUUUCAACAUAAGUUUUCCAGAUGGUAAUAAUCAUACAGUACACAUAACUUCUAAUAUUACAGGUGUAAACAAAUACCAACUUGUGAUGUUCAUGGUGGGAUGUUUAAUCUUUUUUGCUGCGAAAUACCUCAGUAGGAGUACAGUGUUUCAUUAUUCUUCUGGUGUUUCAAUUGGUGUGCUAAUGUCAUGGAUGAUGAUUCUUAUCAUUUUGUACCGAAUCAUCCCUUACAAGCGUGUCAUGACAGCUUUACUGGUGUCCGGUACAACACUUGGUUUUUACUUUAUGGAAAGUAUCAUGGAGACAACAUUCUAUCUGCUAUCAGAAUAUCCAUAUGAACUUUUUGCAGUCACAAGUGCAUUUGCUUUGAUGUCAAUGGCUUUAAUUUAUUACUUUGGUCCACCGUCUAACGAUCGCAGUUUGAAUUUGCUGCAAUGGUUUCUGCAGGUUAUUGCAUGUUAUUGUAUUUACCAAAGCAGUUAUUGUAAGGAGUUCUCAGUGACAGCGGUUGUGACAGUGGUGCUAAUUUAUCUGCUACAGCAGUUUGUGAAUACGUACACUGUAGUUGCGAAGCUCUUUGUGUUGAUCAUACCACGCAAAUGGUUGUCAUGGUACUUCCGCCCUCCAACGCGUGUUUAUCUCACACAACAACAAUACGACGAACAAGGCGUAAUUGAAACAGAGCGUGCACUGAAAGAAUUGUCAAAAUAUUGUUCAAGUCCAAAGUGUGAUUCUUGGAAGGUCGUGUCCAGACUAAAAGACCCCAAAAAAUUCGCAAAUUUUUUGAUGGAUGGGCAACAGUUUACAGCGGAAGAAGCGGAGGCCUAUGAACAAUUCGAUAGUAGUGAUUAUGAUGUAGAAAAUAACUUGAAUUCCUCGAUCAGUAGUAUGCGAGAAGAAGCGGCUAAUACUUGUGGUAACUGGAUUAGCGAGGACGAAUCAGAAGAGAUAUCGUUGCUGUCUUCAGAUGAAUAAGGCUUUUAGCAAUUUCCGUGUAAUUUAACAUAAAGCCAGAUGUUAUCAAACGGAUAGCAAAAUUGAUUCAAUAAAUUGCACGAAAAUCUUUUAAAAUUAUUUAUUAGAUAUAAAUAUUUACGACAUAGUUAUCUAGCUAUUUUAAAAAAAUAAAAUUUUUAAACCUUGUAUUCUCAAAAUAUUUUUUUUGUCUUUUGUGCAUAUAUAAAUAUUUUGGUUCUAUUUU